This is a messenger RNA of Pediculus humanus corporis (human body louse), 768 nucleotides long. Its product is annotated as beat protein, putative. NCBI's taxonomy places the organism in Eukaryota, Metazoa, Arthropoda, Insecta, Psocodea, Pediculidae. The transcript is spliced from 5 exons. The record is from RefSeq and is a predicted model, not a curated record. Bases 1 to 768 code for a protein of 255 amino acids.
AUGAUAUUUAAACGACAUUUUUAUUUACACGAAAUUUUUUUUUUUAUUAUUUUUAACUUAACGGUUUUUUUAAUUUUUUUUACGUUCGGUUUUUGUUCGGGUAUAAAAAACGUUAGAAUAUUAUUACCACCCAUCGUACAAGUCGGUUCGUCGGCAAAUUUAUUAUGUCUUUUCGACGUGGAAGAAGAUUCGUUAUAUUCCGUACAAUGGUAUAGGGGAAAAUUUGAAUUUUACAGAUAUUUACCCGAUGAAAUACCACCGAUAAAAAUUUUUCACAUACCUGGAUUUUACGUGGAUAUUUUCACAUCGACGAAACAUCAGGUCACAUUAACAAACAUAUCAGGUCACGUGAGCGGAGAAUUCAGUUGCGAAAUAACAACGGACGUACCUAAAUUUAAAACUUGCAAAGGUUCCGGUAAUUUAACUGUCGUUAAUUUAAAUAUUAAUUUUUCCGUUAUGAAUCGACAUUUUCAAAUCGGCGAUUUGAUUAUUGCUAAUUGUUCGUUCGAACCGUUAAUAUCAUCGACGAAAUUAAUUUUUUAUUGGAACGUUAUACCCAUACCGGAAAAAUUUUUAAAAAGGUUUAACGAUAAUCACGUCGCCAUGACAGUUAAUUCAUCGAAUUUUAUAUCCGAUGAAAUAUUCAUUCAAUUAAGAUGUGCUGCCAUUUUUGACGAUGUUUAUUACAUAACGAGUAAAUCGAUAACAUUACGAUUGGAAAAACAAUCGUUUACGCUUAUUGCAAUAGCCCAAACUUUACACGAUUGA